This is a messenger RNA of Nilaparvata lugens (brown planthopper), 1140 nucleotides long. Its product is annotated as FH2 domain-containing protein 1-like. The annotation marks the transcript as partial. The transcript is spliced from 4 exons. Lineage: Eukaryota; Metazoa; Arthropoda; Insecta; Hemiptera; Delphacidae. The record is from RefSeq and is a predicted model, not a curated record.
GGAACUUAUGCUGGUAACGCAGAUGCGAUCAAGAUCAGCUCUCUGGCAAUGCUGGCUGACACGAGAGCCAAUAAGCCUAAGAUCUCAUUUCUGCACUAUGUGGUUGAUGUGGCUGCAUCCAAUGAUGCCAGUAUGCUAGAAUUCAGAAGCAAGGUUGCCGAUUUCCAGAGAAUGUCAAAGACACCGUUUGCAGCCCUUGAAGAGGAGAUGAAUUCAUUGGUGGAGGGGGCUAAUGACAUCAGCAAGAGAAUAAAAUCGAGCAAACUGUCUUCUCAAUUCGGUGAUUUCUUCUACAAUGCAAAACAACAGGUAGAUUGUCUUGUCAAAAAAAUGAAGAGAAUUAGAGAGGUGAAAUCUCAACUGGCAGUUCACUUCUGUGAGGAGCCUGCUGCUUUCCAGCUGAAUGACUGCUAUCAGCUGUUUGCUGACUUCUUCAGCAGAGUCAACAAAGCUUUUCAAGAGAACGAUCAGAUGAAGAAAUCUGAGGAAAAAGCUGCAAAAUUGAAAGCUGUAAAGUCGACCAACAACGAGGUAGUAAAAUCGAAGAAGAGGCGAAUAUUUGAAAGCCAAGUCGAACAGCUCAUCAACGAAGCGAAAAAUGGGGCAUACUAGAUGGAGUAACUACUGUAUCUAGGUGCUAGAUGUAAUAGCAUCAAUGGUUCAACACACUAAGAAGUCACCAAGUUAGGUAAUUCUUAAAUGACAAUAGACAAUGGAUUGUCUUGCUCUGAUGAGUUGAUAUGUAAAUAGUUAGUUAUUGAAUUUCUAAAUUCCAGUCUAGAGUCUUAUAUCCUUUUAAGUUUUAAGAUAUUAACAACGAAGUUUGUCUUUGAUUUGAUUCAACUCGCUAAUUUUUUGGAAAAGUCACAACGUUAUUCAUGCUCAGGUAUUGAAAAAUGACGAUAGACAAUUCAUUGUCUUAUUCUGAUUAUGUAUCUGUAAAUAUCUGUGUAUCUUUUUGUUAGGUUUUAAAUUUUUCAGUUGAUUUUAUAUUAGUUGUUGAGUACAACCACAUCCGAUCUUGCUUCAAUACGAUUCAGAUCACAAGUUCUCUAAAGGAGUAACAUUUCCAAAUAGUUUCUAAAAACGACCAUAGGCAAUAAUAACUGAUUGUCUGAUGAUGAUUUCGAAUUUAUAUAA